AUGCGGACAAGUGCGGAACGGGCAGACGUCAUAGGGGGGAAGAGAAACCAGGGGAAGCAAUGGAAAGAAAGGAGUGUGAGUAAAGAAAGCGGAGAAUCGACGAUGACCGCGUCGAGGCAGAGCACGCGGAUUGUGGUCACGAAGAGAGAGAGGAAGAGCGGGGAAGAGGACGGGGGGAUGUCGAUGGUGAAGGAUGCCACAAGAAUAGGAUUGAGGCAGAGUUGGCCUGCCGUGAGGUGCGGGACUGAUGAUGUGCAAGAAGGAGCGGACAGGAGAGGGAGAAAGAUACGCUGGCUGGAAAGGCCGCUGAUGACUUACUGGGACAAACAAUACGGGCGAGAAAGGCUGGUCCUCGAAGCGACAGAUGAAGUGGGGCCCGGUCGGAAGCGGGUAGUGCGAUCGAUUGAAAUGCAAGACGAGCAAGAGACUGUGUCGCGAUUCGGAAGGCUUAACGCGUGA
Pseudozyma hubeiensis SY62 is the source of this 459-nucleotide messenger RNA. RefSeq lists its product as hypothetical. Lineage: Eukaryota; Fungi; Basidiomycota; Ustilaginomycetes; Ustilaginales; Ustilaginaceae. The coding region runs from base 1 to 459 and encodes 152 amino acids. The record is from RefSeq and is a predicted model, not a curated record. The transcript has a single exon.